Elephantulus edwardii (Cape elephant shrew) is the source of this 816-nucleotide messenger RNA. It is a transcript of the gene AQP11, whose product is annotated as aquaporin 11. Gene Ontology annotation, biological process: transmembrane transport. The transcript is spliced from 3 exons. The record is from RefSeq and is a predicted model, not a curated record. The coding region runs from base 1 to 816 and encodes 271 amino acids. Lineage: Eukaryota; Metazoa; Chordata; Mammalia; Macroscelidea; Macroscelididae. Gene Ontology annotation, molecular function: channel activity. Gene Ontology annotation, cellular component: membrane; cytoplasm.
AUGGCGGUGCGGCCGGAGCUCCGACCCGAGGUGCAGGACACCUGUAUCUCGCUCCUGCUAUUGCUGCUGCUGGUAGUGUCCAUGGGACUGGCCCGCGUGCUCGCCCGGCGGCAGCUGCACAGCCCCAGGGUGCAUGCCUUCGUCCUGGAGUUUCUGGCCACCUUUCAGCUCUGCUGCUGCACGCACGAGUUACAGCUCCUGAGCGAGCAGGACCCCGCGCACCCCACCUGGCCGCUGGCCCUGGUCUACUUUUUCUCAUUAGUGCAUGGUCUGACUUUGGUGGGAACCGCCAGCAAUCCGUGCGGCGUGAUGAUGCAGAUGAUGUUGGGGGACAUGUCCCCCGAGUUGGGUGCAAUGAGUCUACUGGCCCAGCUGAUGAGUGCCCUGUGCAGCAGGUACUGCAUAGGCGCCCUGUGGAGCCUGGGUCUAACCAAGUAUCACGUCAGCGAGAGGACCUUCGCUUGCAGGAAUCCCAUCCACGUCGACUUGCCCAAAGCGGUCAUCAUAGAGACCCUCUGCUCCUUCGUCUUCCACAGCGCCUUACUGCACUCCCAGGAAAUCCGAGCAAAGCUUCGCAUCCACCUGCUAUCAGCCCUCAUCACCUUUUUGGUCUAUGCAGGAGGAGGCCUAACAGGAGCUGUGUUUAAUCCAGCUUUGGCGCUUUCACUACAUUUCAAGUGUUUUGAUGAAGCAUUCCCUCAGUUUUUUAUAGUAUAUUUUCUGGCUCCUUCUUUAGGUAUAUUGUUGAUGGCUUUGAUGUUCAAUUUUUUCCUUCCCUGGCUGCACGGCAAUCAUAUAAUUAAUAAAAGAGAAUAA